AAAAAAAAAAAACCUUUUAUCUUCUUACCUCUGUCCGUCCAUUCAAGGUUCCAAAUGGCGACUCUGGACUUCUCCGUCUGUAAAACCCUAAACCCUUCGUCUCCGCUCCUCACACCAUUCUCCAAUCCUCUUCUUCAAACCCUAACCCUAAAACCCCAUCGCUCUCAUAAACCACUCUCCAUUGUAUCCGCUUCCCCAAAUCCUUGUUUUCUUCCCAUCUCCCGCCAAAUUUCGCAAUUCCCAUUCGCAAUUAUCCCUCGGGAUAUCCGGACCUUCGCCGGCAGGAGCAAGAAGAAGGGCGGAGGCCACUCUCCCGGCCGCAUCGAAGGCAACGCCGAGUUCCGGCGUCAACUGAGGCAAAAUGCCCGCCGGAAGAGCCAGAAGUUCGCCGAAUCCCAUUUCUACCGCCGCAAGAACUCCAACAGCAACUACGCGGAUAACUUCACCGAGGACGAGCUUCAACAGAUCGGCCUUGGCUACGAUCGGAUGGUCCGAUUCAUGGAGAAAGACGACCCGAAUCUGCGCCAUCCCUACGACUGGUACAAGUACGGCGAGUACGGCCCGUACUCGUGGCGCGGAGUCGUCGUCGGCGAGCCGAUUCGCGGCCGGUUCACGGACGAGCGAGUUACCAUAAUCAGCGAGGUCAAGGACCACGAGGAGUGGGAGAAGAUCGAGCAAUCAGAAAUGGCUUCUGAUUUCAGCGAGGGAUUGCAGCGGAUGGACAAGAGCAAGGGGUUUCGGUACUUUUGGGUGUUCGUGAGGCACCCGCGCUGGAGGAUUUCGGACCUGCCAUGGCAGCAGUGGACUCUGAUUGCAGAGGUCGUGCUGGAAGCCGGUAAAGAAAGGUUGGAUAAAUGGAAUUUGAUGGGUCGGCUUGGGAACAAGUCGAGAAAGAAUAUAACUCAAUGUGCAGCGUGGAUGAGACCUGAUAUCAUAUAUGUGAAGAAACCAGUUUACCAGUGCAGAUUUGAGCCUCAGGACGAGUUUUUCCAGGCGAUAAUGCCGUUUCUCGAUCCAAAAACAGAGCAAGAUUUUCUGUUCGAGUUGCAGAAUGAUGAAGGAGAUGUGGAGUGGGUGACUUAUUUCGGUGGGCUGUGUAAGAUUGUGAGGGUGAAUCCAAAGGCAUUUGUGGACGAUGUGGUGAAUGCUUAUGAGAAGCUGAGUGACGAGAAGAAAUCCAAGUGUUUGGAGUUUCUUCUCACUAACCACCCUGUUCCAUUGCUGCAUCCAUAUACAAAAGAGUGGAAGGCCAAGUUGGAGGAGGAGGAGUUGGGUUGUGAUGCUCCGGACGACAAUGAGAAACGACGUGGGGGCGAUGGGGAAAAUGUGAUAAUGGAGUGGAUUGAGACUGAUGAUGACAAUGACGAGGGUGACGAUGAGGAUCAGAUAGAUGACAUGGUGAUGGAAGAAGGUGGAGAUGAGGACGGGGCGGAUACGAAAGAAGAUGAUCGAAGUCGAGAGGAAGACGAGGAUUAUUGGGACGAGAGGUUCAGGAAGGCGAUAAGUAGUCCAGAGGAAAUGGAGAAGCUGUUUAAACGCAGUGCAGAAGUGAGUGAUGAAUUGUAUGAGAAACAGAUGGAGAAAAUGGAAGGGAAAAAGGGCAUGGAAGAUGGGGAUGAGACUGAAAUGAGAGGCAAGAGAGCAAAAGUGAGAGCAGAAGAGUGGGAACAAAUUGGGUAUGGGCCAUGGAGGAAGAGGAUAAAGAAAAGCCAAAUCCCUCCAGAGUUGUUUUUGAGAUCUACAGUGAGGCCAUUCACUUACAGGAACCUUGUGAAGGAGAUUGUACUUACCAGGCAUGCUAUUUUGGAUGGUGAAAUUGGGGUAUGAUCUUCAUCUCAUCUCAUCAUCAGUUUGUUUCUGUUUAGUAAACAAACAUCAUUUUUGAAAUAGAAAGAAAAGUUAAACUCAACACCAUAUUACUCUAUCAAGUUUUUUUUUUUUUUUGGUUGAGUGGGAAAGUUUAGGGGAUGGAUCUCUUAGAAAAAAAUAAUGUAUCUACUUUUUGGAGGGCAAAAAUAGAUAAAGAUAUGGUAAUCGGAUGGUAAAUUGUCAAGGUGAAAAUUUAAACUCACUACUUUUGAUUGGAGAUUUUUCAAAUACACAUUGGUUUAGUUA
Momordica charantia (bitter melon) is the source of this 2115-nucleotide messenger RNA. RefSeq lists its product as uncharacterized. Lineage: Eukaryota; Viridiplantae; Streptophyta; Magnoliopsida; Cucurbitales; Cucurbitaceae. The record is from RefSeq and is a predicted model, not a curated record.